AUGGAGCUCAGGGAGACUUUGGGCAGCUACCGGCAAAGGGGCGGCGAGGCAGACUUUCUGCCAGCCACUGUCACCUCCACAAAGCCUCUGCCUGCCUCCAGCUGUGCAGGGGAGAUGAUGAUGCCUGUGACAGGCUCAGGGAAAGGGAUCCUGGUGAGCAGUGAGAGGCUGGAACCUGAGGAAGAGGAUGAGCUGGGUUCUGGGGGAGACGUGGAUUCCACUUCCAAUGCAGACAGUGAGAAAUGGGUGGCGAGAGAUGGCCUGGAGGAGCAGGAGUUUUCCAUCAAGGAGGCUAACUUCACAGGGGGGAGUUUAAAACUAAAAAUCCAGACCACCAAGAGAGCUAAGAAGCCCCUAAAGAACUUGGAGAACUAUAUUUUCCCUCCUGAGAUCAAAAUCAAUAUCAAACAGUUUGGGGAGCAGAAGCUUUCCAGAGCUAGGAAAAACAGCAAAGCAGCUAAAGAGGAGGUGUCCUGGUUUGAGCCAGGAUGA
Molecule: messenger RNA, 492 nt
Organism: Apus apus (common swift)
Lineage: Eukaryota; Metazoa; Chordata; Aves; Apodiformes; Apodidae
Product: SET-binding protein-like
Exons: 1
Coding region: 1-492 (163 amino acids)
Source: RefSeq, a predicted model, not a curated record